CACCACCAAAUUUAGCAAACCUUGAAGCAAACACUUUUUCACUUAAAAAAACCUUAAUCAUACCUUAACAACUCGCUAAUCAGCACUGAGAAAGUGAGAACUUGUCCACGCUCAUGUGGGUUUUUGAGUAUUUUAAGGUUUGAGGUUAUUUAUUUUUCAUCACCAAAUCUAACAAACUGUGAAAUCAUCUGGGAAAAAAAGAGAGAGACCAAACUCAUCAAUAGCUUCAAGUAGCAGAGCUACACACUCACACAGCACCAAAACCAACAGUAACACCAACAAUAGCGAAGCUCAAAACAUGAGGCUUCAACAAAGUGAGUCCACAAUCCCCAAAGCCAUUGCACAGUACACAGUGGAUGCUCGUCUUCACGCUGUGUUUGAACAGUCCGGCGAGUCAGGUGAAGAAGAUAGGAAUGUAGAGAUAAAACUGAGGACAUUUGGCCCUGAGCAUCAUAAGAGGGCUGUAUUUGUGGUAGUCAAUGCUUGCUCUAGCAAGGAUUACACAGAUAAUAUAGUAGAAGUUUGUUUUGUUGGUCAGGAUGUUACUGGUCAAAAAGUGGUGAUGGAUAAGUUUAUCAAUAUUCAAGGUGAUUACAAGGCUAUUGUUCAUAGUCCCAAUCCUUUGAUCCCUCCCAUAUUUGCUUCAGAUGAUAAUACAUGUUGCUCCGAGUGGAACACUACUAUGGAAAAGCUCACUGGGUGGGCUCGAGGGGACAUCGUAGGAAAAAUGUUAGUUGGAGAGGUUUUUGGCAGUUGCUGUCGACUCAAAGGUCAAGAUGCUUUGACAAAAUUCAUGAUUGUCUUGCACAAUGCAAUUGGAGGGCAAGACACAAAUAAGUUCCCAUUUUCUUUCUUUGAUCAAAAUGGGAGAUAUGUACAGGCUCUUUUGACUGCAAACAAGAGGGUAAAUAUGGAUGGCCAGGUUAUUGGAGCCUUCUGCUUCUUGCAGAUUGCUAGUCCUAAAUUGCAGCAAGCUCCAAAAGUUCAGAGGCAACAGGAGAAGAAAUGCUUUGCAAGAAUGAAAGAGUUGGCUUACAUUUGCCAGGAAGUAAAGAAUCCUUUUGAGUGGUAUUCACUUUACUAA
Molecule: messenger RNA, 1084 nt
Organism: Quercus lobata
Lineage: Eukaryota; Viridiplantae; Streptophyta; Magnoliopsida; Fagales; Fagaceae
Product: phytochrome B-like
Exons: 2
Coding region: 299-1084 (261 amino acids)
Biological process (GO): detection of visible light; regulation of DNA-templated transcription
Source: RefSeq, a predicted model, not a curated record